AUGGUGGAAAAUUCACUGUCACCAUUGCCAGAGAGAGCGAUUUAUGGCUUUGUUCUUUUCUUAAGCUCCCAAUUUGGUUUCAUACUGUAUCUUGUGUGGGCUUUUAUUCCUGAAUCUUGGCUAUACUCCUUAGGCUUAACUUACUGGCCUCAAAAGUAUUGGGCCGUUGUUCUGCCUGGGUAUCUCCUCAUUACCAUAGUCAUCGGUUAUGUCCUCUUAUUUGUAAUAAACAUGAUGAGUACCUCUCCACUCGACUCCAUUCAUAAUAUCACAGAUAACUAUGCCAAAAAUCAACAGCGCAAGAAAGACCAAGAAGAGGCCAUCCCAGCACUCAGAGAUAUUCCUAUUAGUGAAGUAAACCAAAUGUUCUUUCUUGAAGCCAAAUAA
Dama dama (fallow deer) is the source of this 387-nucleotide messenger RNA. RefSeq names its product phosphatidylinositol N-acetylglucosaminyltransferase subunit P-like. Lineage: Eukaryota; Metazoa; Chordata; Mammalia; Artiodactyla; Cervidae. Gene Ontology annotation, molecular function: phosphatidylinositol N-acetylglucosaminyltransferase activity. Bases 1 to 387 code for a protein of 128 amino acids. Gene Ontology annotation, biological process: GPI anchor biosynthetic process. The record is from RefSeq and is a predicted model, not a curated record. The transcript has a single exon.